CGGGGCGGCGUCUACGUUCUCCAACGGUUCAACCCCAACCCAGCGUCGGAGCCCACUACGGCCUACCGUGAACCUCUCCUCGACUCAUCCUCAGCUCUUACCACUCCCAAAUCCCAAUGAUCCUCUUCUCCGUCCACCGCACGCUGCCCCUCCUCCCCGCCCACAACCUCCGCAGGCUCCUCCGCCUCCGCGCCUCCUCCGUCUCCGCCUCCGCAUCCUCCCCGCCCCGCGCCGGCCGCCGCUCCCCCCGCCCCCCGCCCUCGCGCCGCUCCACCCUCUACGCCCGCCCCAGCCUCCUCGACAUGGAGCGAGACCGCGCCGCCUGCCGCGCGGACGUCGACGCCUUCCUCUCCUCCCUCGGCGUCGACCCGGGCGAGCUCGCGGGCCUCGAGCUCCCGGUCACCGUCGAGGUCAUGCGCGAGCGCGCCGAGUUCCUCCGCUCCCUCGGCCUCACCCACGAGGACCUUGCCGCCUACCCGCUCGCGCUCGGCUGCAGCGUCCGCAAGAACAUGGUCCCCGUCCUCGACUACCUCGGCAAGCUCGGUGUCCGCCGCGAUGCGCUCCCGGACCUGCUCCGCCGGUACCCGCAGGUUCUCCACGCCAGCGUCGUCGUGGACCUGGCCCCCGUCGUCAAGUACCUCCAGGGGAUGGACGUCAGGCCCGCCGACGUGCCGCGCGUGCUCGAGCGAUACCCGGAGCUCCUCGGGUUCAAGCUCGAGGGUACCAUGAGCACCUCCGUCGCCUACCUCGUCGGCAUUGGCGUGGCGAGGCGGCAGAUCGGCUGCGUCAUCACCCGUUUUCCUGAGGUGCUUGGCAUGCGCGUGGGCAAGAUUAUAAAGCCUUUCGUCGAACACCUUGAGGGCAUUGGGCUGCAGAGGCUAGCUGUUGCGAGAAUAAUUGAGAAAAAGCCUUAUGUCCUUGGGUUUGGGCUUGAGGAUAAGGUGAAGCCUAACAUUGAGGCGCUUAUGGAGUUUGGAGUGAGGAAGGAGGCUCUAGCUCCCAUUGUGAUGCAGUACCCCGAUGUUCUUGGAAUUGAGCUGAAGGACAAGCUUGUUGCACAGCAGAGCUUGUUCGAGUCGAGCAUUUUGGUCAGCCAUGAUGAUUUCGGGAGAGUAAUCGAGAGGAUGCCACAGGCUAUUAGCCUUGGGCGAGCUGCGGUUCUGAAGCAUGUUAAUUUCCUCACGGCCUGUGGCUUUAUGCUCUCGCAAGUGAGCAAGAUGGUUGUGGCGUGCCCCCAAUUGCUCGCACUGAACAUGGAUAUAAUGAGGAUGAACUUCGAGUACUUUAAGAAUGAGAUGGAGAGGGAUUUGGAGGAGCUGGUUGAGUUCCCUGCAUUCUUCACAUAUGGCCUCGAGUCGACUGUGAGGCCCCGACAUGAGAUGGUGGCUAGGAAGGGAUUCACAUGCUCUCUUGCAUGGCUUCUUAAUUGUUCUGAUGCAAAAUUUGACGAGCGCAUGAAGUAUGACACGAUCGGGGUUGAGGAAAUGGAGGCUGAGGAUUCUUCCGACAUGAAUACAUUUGCGGAGGAAGUUGAGAGUGAGGAGGAUGAAGACAGCGAUUAUGAUGACUCCGACGAUGAGUUUGUUCAAUAAUUUGCUUCAUAGUAUCAAUUGCUAUCUGACGAACUUGCAUGUUGGUCUUAAGCUUGAUGCUCUGUUGUAUAUGAUGCAGUCAUUAGAUUGUCAAUUUUGAAGUAUGUGAUUGGUAAACUCAAAUGCUGGAUAUAAUCAAACUGUAGCUUAGAGGUCCAGUAUAUCCGGAUGUCGUUCAACAUUGUAUGUUUAGCUGUGUAAUGUUGUAUUUCUAUGCCGAAGCAUAUAUCAAACCAUAUUUCUCAUGUAUGUGCAGAGGUUAAUAAAAAGAGCAGAGGACCGAA
Molecule: messenger RNA, 1876 nt
Organism: Phragmites australis (common reed)
Lineage: Eukaryota; Viridiplantae; Streptophyta; Magnoliopsida; Poales; Poaceae
Product: transcription termination factor MTERF4, chloroplastic
Exons: 1
Coding region: 117-1592 (491 amino acids)
Biological process (GO): regulation of DNA-templated transcription
Molecular function (GO): double-stranded DNA binding
Source: RefSeq, a predicted model, not a curated record